AUGGUGCUCUAUGGGAAUGACCGCGAUAGACUGCGCGUCCCAUUUGUUCGACCCGAGGAUGAUGAAGUUUUCCGACAUAUCAGCACCGCAAAUGUGCUACCGGAGAAGCAAAAGCUGAAUGCCACCGCAGCCCCCUUUGUUCUCGCUGAGAAACCUGAUCUCAAUGGCCGACAACCGCGCCCUCGUCCACAGGGAACGAUCGCUGAUGACGCCGAGGCUCCGGAGCCUACGUCGCCAACUGUUGUUCAUACUAGAGGAAGAAGACGCGGAAGCACGAGAUCUCGUCGCAGCACAAACGAAAACAAGCAAACGCGGGACUCAAGCCACGGAGGCGCUUUGUCCGGCAAGGAAGAUGCCACUGGCUCCGAGUCCUCCAGACGAGAAUCUUCCGCUGGCGUCUGGGGCUCGUGGAGACAUGGACCAAGUGGUGGCCAUGAAAAAGACGCUACACCCAUCAGUGGAUACCAGCCAGCACCGACCAGAAGUUCUCGUGGGAUGAAGACUUUGAAGGCAAGCAAGUCUAGCUCAGCUAAGACUGGAGCUGCCUACGAGGUGCCGCUUCCCUCGCGAUCCGAUAGUCGCCGGAAGAGCCAGGUCAGCGUGGGAGGGGAGAUCGUGAAUGGCGGAAACAAGAGAGAUCCCAAGCGAUCUAACUUGCUUGAGAAUUUACACCUCGGACAUGCAAGCAAGUAUUCUAAGAAGUAA
This is a messenger RNA of Cordyceps fumosorosea ARSEF 2679, 705 nucleotides long. RefSeq names its product ubiquitin carboxyl-terminal hydrolase 19. The transcript is spliced from 3 exons. The coding region runs from base 1 to 705 and encodes 234 amino acids. The record is from RefSeq and is a predicted model, not a curated record. Lineage: Eukaryota; Fungi; Ascomycota; Sordariomycetes; Hypocreales; Cordycipitaceae.